Molecule: messenger RNA, 2138 nt
Organism: Gadus chalcogrammus (walleye pollock)
Lineage: Eukaryota; Metazoa; Chordata; Actinopteri; Gadiformes; Gadidae
Gene: txlnbb
Product: taxilin beta b
Exons: 10
Coding region: 202-2013 (603 amino acids)
Molecular function (GO): syntaxin binding
Source: RefSeq, a predicted model, not a curated record
GAACGUGACCCGGUGUGAUGUGCGGACUCUGUCUUUACACCAGCACCCUUCCCCCGUCCCAGCUCCCAGACCCCCCUCGCUGGGUUAUUUUGAGGAGGACUUCUUCACAGCUGUCGGUGCAUGCGUUGGCAGCAGAGGUCCUAACCCUCCACGCUUCACGUCUUCUCCCUCAGCACCGCGGCCCCGUACUCGCUGAGAAUAAUGGAGAGUUGCCCAAAAAGCGGUGGAGUUGCCGUUGUGGCCCCAGAGGCGGUGGCCCUCCCCACGGGUCAAGAGCACGUCGAAGACCCGACGGACGACCUGGAGCAGAGGCUGGAGGACAUCAUUAACACCUACCAGACGGAAGAGGGCGCUGUGGACCCCGAGGACCCCGAGGAGUUGACGGGCACCAAACACACCGACUCCCGCCGGGACCAGAAACUGGAGAAGAAGAUGCUUAAAAACCUGGGUAAGGAAGCCAUGCUACUGAUGCAGAGUCUAAACAAGCUGGGAACUCCAGAACUCAAACUGGAAGCCAUCAUCAAGAAGCACGCUGAGCUGCUGGAGGAGCACCGCGGCGACCAGAAGCAGCUGAAGGUCCUGCAGAAGAAGCUGCUGCAGGUGCUGAAGGAGAAGGACCAGCUGCAGAGCGAACACAGCAGGGCCGUGCUGGCCCGCAGCAAGCUGGAGGGGCUCUGCAGGGAGCUGCAACGGCACAACAAGACCCUGAAGGAGGAGACGUUGCAGCGGUGUCGUGAGGACGACCUGAAGAGGAAGGAGAUCACCACCCACUUCCAGGGCACGCUGGGGGACAUCCAGGUCCAGAUCGAGGAGCACAGCUCCAGGAACACCCAGCUGUGCCAGGAGAACAGCGCCCUGGCCGAGAAGCUCAAGGGACUCAUCUCGCAGUACGACCAGCGGGAGACGAACCUGGAGAAGGUCUUCAAGCACCGAGACCUGAAGGAGAAGCUCCUGGAGACCAAGCUGGCCCAGGCCUCCAUGAUCCUGAAGGAGGCGGAGGAACGCCAUCGGCUGGAGAAGGAGCGCCUGGUGAAGCAGUCGGCAGAGUUCAAACUGCAGUCCAAGAAGAUGAAGGAGCAGGAAGUGGAUUUGAAAAUACAGCUGGCCACCUACUCUGAGAAGUUUGACGAGUUCCAGGGAACCGUGUCCAAGAGCCACGGUAUCUACGCUAGCUUCAAGCAGGACAUGGACAAGAUGUCCAAGAAGAUGAAGAAGCUUGAGAAGGAGUGCAUAUCCUGGAAGUCUCGCUUCGACGGCUGCAACAAGGCCUUGCUGGAGAUGGUGUCCGAUAAAACGCUGAAGGAGAAGGAGUUUGAGCUGUUCACCACCAAGAACCAGAAGCUGGAGAACCUCUGCCGGGCCCUGCAGGAGGAGAGGAAGACGUUGGCCCAGAAGGUGCAGGCGGCUGGGGGCUCAGCACCCGUGGGUGCCGCUCACCCAAAGCCCAAGGAGGAGCAGGAGGGGAAGGAGGAGAAGGAGGAGGAACCAAAGAAACCCGUGGUGGCUGCUGCUCAGAAACCAGAAGGAGAUGCCUUGGUCGCUCCUACUCCUGCUCCGCCUACCACCGCGACUGCACCUCCCCCUGCUCCUACUCCUCUUACCACCGCGACUGCACCUCCCCCUGCUCCUGCUCCUCCUACCACCGCGACUGCACCUCCCCCUGCUCCUCCUCCUGCUCCCGCAGUCGAGAGCCCUCUGGUGAAGGAGCUGAACAGCCUGAAGGCGGAGCAGGCCCGUCUGCAGGAGAUCACCAGCUCCUUCACCAUCUCCCACGUCGUCCCCGGAGAGCUGCUCUUCCAGGACGUGGACGAGAGCCAAUCACAAGGACUCUCUGAGGUCACACGGGAUUUAGCGGAGGAGGACCAAUCGGAAGAGUGCGCUCGGGCCCAUGAAGUGAACGGCUGUGGGCAGGAGGUGGACGGCUGUGGGCAGGAAGUGAACCGCGGCAAACAGGAAGCUGGGGGAGACGGAACCCAGGAGAAGAGAGACCUGGAGAUGGAAUCUGUGGAUUAGAGCGGAAACUAGGAACCCCAAAACAUCAUCGUUACAUAUCAAGAUCUGAUUUCAUUUUCAAUAAAUAAAUUCAUAAAAAGCUGGCCUUUCUGUCUCUCAACCUUCUGUCCAAAUCACCAAAGAAA